Apaloderma vittatum (bar-tailed trogon) is the source of this 1314-nucleotide messenger RNA. Its product is annotated as THAP domain-containing protein 4-like. The transcript has 2 exons. NCBI's taxonomy places the organism in Eukaryota, Metazoa, Chordata, Aves, Trogoniformes, Trogonidae. The record is from RefSeq and is a predicted model, not a curated record. The annotation marks the transcript as partial.
AUUUCCUCUGAAGGAUUCGAAGCGUCUGAUUCAGUGGCUAAAAGCUGUUCAGAGAGACAACUGGACUCCCACCAAAUACUCAUUUCUUUGCAGCGAGCAUUUCACCAAAGACAGUUUUUCUAAGAGAUUGGAAGACCAGCACCGUUUACUGAAACCCACUGCUGUCCCUACUAUCUUUCACCUUGCCGAGAAGAAGCAUGACAACCUGGAUUAUGUCAGAAGCAGAAGAAAAAUAGGAAGCCAGGUGCCACUGCAGGAUGGGGAAGACCCAAGGGAAGGAGGCUGUGAGGUAGUUCAGAGGACCUUGUCUUCUGGGCAGGACUUCAUGGUGAUGCAAGGGACGAAAGAGAUGGAGGAGGUGACUUUGCAGGCAGAAAUCAGAUCGAUGUCUGAAGAGGAAGAGAACCUCCACAGCCAGGUGGACAGCCCUCAGAGAAGGACGUUAGGUGAUAAUCUGGUUUCAAAGCCUGGACCUCAGAAAAAGCCUGAGAGAUCUUCUGUGGAGGACUAUCCUAAAGCCACCUGGACGGGAGGCUGGGUAGCAGACAGAAGUGGUGUGUCAGUUGAUGACUUCACACCUCCUGCCUCUGGUGCUUGCAAGUUCAUCGGCUCCCUUCAUUCUUACAGCUUUUCCUCUAAGCAUGCCAGAGAGAGGCCGUCUUUCCCAAAAGAGCAGCUAGAAAGGAAAAGGCCAAAGAGAGACAUGGAACCAAGCUGCAGCAGCCAUCUUAUGGGACACAAGGCCGUAGUGGAAGGCUCCCCUACUUCGUCCCUCACUGUGACCCCUCAGAAACCUUCCCAGGGUUUGUCGGCAUCCCCAGCAGACCUUACCCCUCAGCCAGCUGCUGAGGCGGUGGUGGGACAGAAGGGUGACACAGAUGCCAACCCUAUGUCAAUCAACGAGGUCAUCAUGUCGGCCUCAGGAGCUUGCAAGCUCAUCGACUCCCUCCAUUCAUACUGUUUCUCCUCCAGGCAGAGCAAAAGUCAGGUGUGCUGCUUGCGUGAACAGGUAGAAAAGAAGAAUGGAGAGUUGAAACUUUUGAGGCAAAGGAUCAGUCGCUCUGACAGUCAAGUCAGGAAGCUGAAGGAGAAGCUAGAUGAGCUGAAGAGGAUCAGUUUCCCUUACUUGAACAGCCUGCUAUCCCAGGACUGUGAGACUCCCCAGCUGAAUCCUGUGAUGGAGCCCUUGUCCUGGAUGCUGGGCACCUGGCUCUCAGACCCGCCAGGAGAUGGCAGCUUCCCUACAAUGAAGCCCUUUCAGUACCUGGAAGAAGUGCACAUCUCUCAUGUGGGGCAGCCCAUGCUCAAUUUCUC